Lactuca saligna is the source of this 522-nucleotide messenger RNA. Lineage: Eukaryota; Viridiplantae; Streptophyta; Magnoliopsida; Asterales; Asteraceae. The record is from the annotation of a GenBank genome assembly.
AUGUUUGUUUGCCAAGAAGCCAAUUCAAGAGAGAUAGAGAAGCAAUCAUCGACCAUCGUUCAAUCUUUGUCGGCUCGCCAUUCACCACCGUCACCUACUGGCUGUUGCGGUGCUGCUGCCUGUUGUUGUUCAGCUGUUCUGCACAACUACAAUUCUACUGCAAUUGUCAUCCUCUAUUCUUUGCGAAUCAGGAAUUGCUUUUUGAUUCUGAUUUUUAUAGAUACAAUCAUGGGAAAUAUGAAAACGAUUGAUUCUUUCUUCAAAAGAAAGGUUGAUAAUGAAGAAAUUCAUGAUGAAAAUAUAGAGAUUAAACGUCACAAAGCUUCAACAAGUGAACCAAAACCACAGGAACAUGAAAAUCAACAAGAGAAUGAUAUUUAUGAAGCUACACAAUCAAAUCCUAAUGAGGUGGAUCUUAAACAACUAGAAAGAGAUCCCGCUAAACGAAAACAAAUGUGGGAUUAUCCAGUUAAUUUAAGGGAAGAAGUCAUACGAGCUUAUAUGAGUCUAGGACCUUUCUAA